CGCGAAACAAAAACAAAAACCGGCAAAGAAAUAGGCCACACCAGUGAUUUGACCUAGUUGUAGUAGGCACUGACAACCACCAAAGCAGACAGGCACACACCGCGCCACUUCUUCUUGGUGUGAAGCAGAGCAUAGCAGAGCACGUUGUCAUCCCUCUUGCUCCCCAAACACACACACACACACAUACACACAUACAUACACACACACACAGGCGCACACGGGACGCGAUGGCUGAAGACGGUGAAGUUGCGAAGCGAGCCAAACUGCUGAAGCCUGCCGAGGGCCAAGGCAUGAAGACGGCGAGCGGGCUGCCUGCCCAGGUUGGCCCAUCCAUCCUGGCCAGCGACCUCUCCAUGCUGGCUGCAGACUCCAAAAAGGCCAUGGAACAAUGGACAGCAGAUUACCUGCAUGUGGACAUUAUGGACGGUCACUUUGUGCCCAACUUGACGAUUGGCCCACCGGUGGUCAAGUGCCUGCGCAAGCACACCACAGCGUUCUUGGACUGCCACUUGAUGGUGUCCAACCCGGAGCACUGGGUGAAGGAUAUGGCCGCUGCUGGCGCCGACCGCUUCACUUUCCACUUUGAGGCCACAAAUGAUGCGGAUGCCCUGAUUGAGGAAGUUAACAAGACCGGCAUGAAGUGCGGAAUGGUGAUCAAGCCAAAGACGCCCGUGGAUGUACUGUUUCCAUAUCUGGACCGCAUUGACCUCGUCCUCAUCAUGACGGUCGAGCCGGGAUUUGGCGGCCAGUCCUUCAUGGUCGACAUGAUGGACAAGGUGAAGACGCUGCGGGCGAAAUCGCCGAAACUGAACAUUGAGGUGGACGGCGGCCUCAACCUCAAGACCAUCGACACCGCCGCAAAGGCUGGUGCGAACAUGAUUGUGGCAGGGAGUGCUGUGUUCAAGGCUGAGGACCCGAAACUCGUGGUGCAGACCCUCCGCGACAAGGUCGUCCAGCACUGCCCCUGACGGUGCUGUGUUCCUCGGGACGCCCAGGCCGCGCUGCUGGCUGGUGGAGUUCGGUCGAUGCUUGGUUCGAUAAUGGAUGGGUGGUGGAUUGUUGAAUGGUUGAGUGGUUGAGUUGAGUGGAUGACGACUUGCCUCUUGAGUGCAAUGCUGUGUCGUGUCGGUUGUUGCGGUUGCUUGCAUGCUGGCUUGUCAUUGCUUUUGUUGUGACUGUGCGUUGUUGCGUUGCUCUGCUUCUCGUUACUUUGGCGUUGUCCUUGCGUUUAAUGAACUCACGUGAAAUGCA
Molecule: messenger RNA, 1251 nt
Organism: Salpingoeca rosetta
Lineage: Eukaryota; Choanoflagellata; Craspedida; Salpingoecidae
Product: ribulose-phosphate 3-epimerase
Exons: 7
Coding region: 228-968 (246 amino acids)
Biological process (GO): carbohydrate metabolic process; pentose-phosphate shunt; pentose-phosphate shunt, non-oxidative branch
Cellular component (GO): cytosol
Molecular function (GO): metal ion binding; D-ribulose-phosphate 3-epimerase activity
Source: RefSeq, a predicted model, not a curated record